Messenger RNA from Nothobranchius furzeri (turquoise killifish), 4566 nucleotides. Its product is annotated as collectin-12. The record is from RefSeq and is a predicted model, not a curated record. Gene Ontology annotation, molecular function: pattern recognition receptor activity; low-density lipoprotein particle binding. NCBI's taxonomy places the organism in Eukaryota, Metazoa, Chordata, Actinopteri, Cyprinodontiformes, Nothobranchiidae. Gene Ontology annotation, biological process: phagocytosis, recognition.
CUUUAUUGUGGUGGCAACUUUUAUCCCCGCAGCAGAACAAGCCAGAGAUCAUUAAACUCACUCAAAAAGCGCUUUCGUCUGCAGCGAGCAGGAGAACGGCGACGAUGGGAUUUUAAGGAGAACACAAACGAACUCAGACUUGUAGAUUUUAAAAGCUUAAAUCAGAAAAAAGUAAAAGUUUCGCGAAUCCGCUGGAUGCUGCGAUGCGCAGAAAGUAACCGGGAUCCUCAUCGCUUCUACGUUCCUCAUCGAGUUAGAAAACGCCAUGAAAGACGACUUUGGAGACGAGGAGGAAGUACAAUCUUUUGGAUACAAGAGGUUCGGGAUCCAGGAGGCCACCCAAUGCACCAAGUGUAAGAACGAAUGGGCUCUGAAGACCUCCAUAGCUCUGCUUUAUGUGCUGUGUACUCUCCUAACUAUUGCUGUCGCUGUGCUGGGGUACAAAGUGGUGCAAAAAGUCGACAGCGUAUCCGAAGGUAUCGCAAACUAUGGAGGAAAGAUAACUGCUGUAGAGACCGAUUUAAAAAAGCUUGAUGAUCAAGCAGGAGAGAAGUCAGACAAUACCACCACAGAGAUCCAGGCUUUUAAGAACAACAUCUGGGCUCUACAGAGACGACUGUCUGCGGUGGAAGAACACAUCCAGAGCAGUCAAGUUAAGCUAAAUCAGCUACAGAAGACUGACUCUGACAUUCAGAACAACCAAGGCUCUAUUCAGGGACUGCUCAAUAGUAACAGUGCCUCCUUGCGCUCUGUCAAUGGCUCUCUGCAGUCCCAUGGCAGUAUCAUCAAAGGUCUACAGGAGGACACAGGCAGGAUGCAGAAGGAGUUUCAGAAGCAGGUCAAUAUGCAAAACCAGGCGCUGUUUAGCAUCAGCAAUCUCAACGUCACUCAAGCCCAGCAGAGAGGCCUUAUCGCAACUCUGCAGCGUUCAGUUAACGAAACCAGCCGGGCAAUCCAGAAAUUGCGCAUUGACUACCAGAACCUGGAUCAGACUGCCCGACAGACACGCUCUGAUGCUGAGUGGCUUCGUAGUAAAAUGGACCACCUGCAGGUCAUGGCCAGUAAUGCCUCAGCUUUAGCGAAAGCCAACAACGACACCCUGGAGGAUGUGGGGGCACAGCUCACUUUUAUGACCAGCCAACUCCAGAAUACCAGCAGCCUGACUGAGGUUCAGGACCAGACCCUGAGGGAGAUCAUGGACCAGCAGAGGGACUUCCACAACCUCACUUCCACUAAGUUUGACAGGUUGGAGGUGAGGUUGGAUGAGUUGGAGCAAAAUAUGGACCGUGUGACAGGCAACAUCAGCUUCUCCACUCAGCUCCUUGGUGCCAUAAACCUUAACCUAAAUGACCUGCGCACUUGUUCAGAGACUGUUGGUCGUCACUCAGACUUCCUGGUGAGCCUGAACAGCACUGUGGCAGAUGUGAGGACAGAUGCCUCCAGUCUGAGGUCACAACAGGAAGAGCUAGCAGCCCGUUUGGACAAGGAGGUCACCAGCCUUUCUAUUAUCAUGGAGGAGAUGAAGCUGGUGGAUACCAAGCACUCACAGCUCAUCACCAACUUUACCAUUUUACAGGGUCCACCUGGUCCCAGAGGGUCGAGGGGGGACAGGGGAUCUCCAGGACUACCUGGUCAAAGGGGCCAAAAGGGAGAAAGAGGAGAUAAAGGAGCUCCAGGAAUAAGAGGACCUAAAGGCGAGCCGGGUAGCCAAGGACCACCAGGUCUUCCAGGGUUAAAGGGACUCCCUGGUGUGCCUGGAAGCCCCGGGUCAAAAGGUUCUCGGGGAUCGGGUGGCAGGGCUGGACCUUCAGGAGCUAAAGGAGAACCAGGGGCUGCUGGCCUACCUGGAAGAGAUGGACAGCCUGGUCCUCAAGGGCCACAAGGCCCAUCAGGCAUCCGUGGACCAAAUGGACCAGCUGGAGAGCAAGGACCAAGGGGACUACCUGGGCCAGUGGGGCCUCCAGGACCUAUGGGAGCACCAGGGCUACCAGGAAUCCCAUUGCAAACUCAUGUACCUUUUGGACCAGUGUCGUUGCAGGAUGACACGUUGGCUCCUGUUCUGUGGGCUCCAUGGUGCCCUGCUGGGUGGGUGAACUUCAGAAACAACUGCUACUUCUUCUCAAAAGACCUGCUCAGUUUUGACGAUGCAUCGCAGAGCUGUGAAUCGAGAUCUGCAUCGUUGCUGAUCAUCAGUGACACGGAGGAGCAGAAAUGGCUGGAGAAGCAGGCGGCUGGAAAAGGUUACUUCUGGAUGGGUCUGACGGACAGGGAGGAGGAGAACGUGUGGCGUUGGGUGGACGGGACCGAACCGACCUUCAAGAAGUGGAAGCCGGGGCAGCCAGACAAUUGGGGCCACAACCACGAAUCAGGAGAAGACUGCGCUGGUUUCAUCCACGAAGGGUUAUGGAACGAUUUCUUCUGUGAAGAUCUCAUAAGCUACAUCUGUGAGAAGGAAAUGAACACCUCAAGAACAUAGCGACACGGUGAAUGAAAGCUAACAGCGAGCAGCUAAUUCUUCGUCCGAGUGGCGCCGGGUGACGCAGCAUGUGGACAGUCCGGACAGAAAGCGUGAAGGGACAAGCCCAGGGCUGCAGCAGUAAACAUCUCCCUGAUGCCGUCUCCUCCGGAGCGAAGCCAGUCCAUCCUUGUCAGCCAAGUGCAAUACAACAGGGCAUAAAAAGGAGGGGAAACUGUUUAUUUGUCAAAUUUUUUAUAUCUAUUUUAAUGUUACCAAACACAUUUUAUAUGUCUGUACUCUUUGUACAACCAAAUAUCUGAAUGUUUUUAGUUAGGUGACUUUUGUAGGGAAAUAUAAAUGCUAUGAAGCCGGAAGGACUGUAAUUUUGUUCGUUCUUGUCUUAAGAAGAAAUGAAAAGAUGCAAAAUGGCGUGCUAAAACACGACGUUGAUCUUGAAGGAAACUUAUCUAACCUCAUGAAUGUCUACAUCAGGGGUGGGGAACCCUGGUCCAUCGAGGGCCCCAGCAUAUUUUAGUUUCAACCCUGCAUCAUCACACCUGAUUUCAAUCAGCAGGUGAUUAACGGGCUUCUGUGGAGCCUGAUGAGCUGCUGAACAGCUGAAUCAACCACUGAAUCAGAAGUGUUGGGGCACAGACGUGCAGGAUACCGGCCCUCGAGGACCAGGGUUCCCCAUGCCUGGUCUACAUUCUGAUUUCAUUAUGCAUAAGAAUGAAUACAUUUACAUAAUCUUAGGAAACUCUCCCAAUCAGCUCCGUUUACUUAUUCCACUUUUCUAAUUUGUGGAAACAAAGCUGUUCUCUUUCUAAGAAUAGAAACUGUGCUGUUUUUUGCACUCAGGUUUAAAUAAAUAAAAAUGAAGGAAAAUAAACAAAUAAAUUACAAAAUUUUCAGCUUAUUUUGAUUUUUUGGGGGAAAUUAGCUUUCAUAGUGCGAAGUUCAUCACAAAACUCCAUUCACUGUUGAAGAACUGACUUUAUUCACGUUGCACAAAAAGUUUCACAUUUUUAUCGCUUUUUUUCUCCUCUCUCCCAGAAAGUGAAACUGAACAUUUGUUUUUCUCAGAUCACAAGCAGAACUGUUUAUUCCCUUUAACUAUGCAAUCCAUUCACUCAGUCCUUUCACAUCCUACGUUUUUUUUCCUGCUCUAGGCCAAUCCCAGUCGCUCCGUCAGCUGCGCAGAAGAUUGAGAAGAUCUUAUGAUAGCACCUUUGGUAGGAGGGAGUCUAACUACCUUUCUACGGUUCUUUUAAAAAACAAAACAAAACACAGACCGAUGACUGCGAGUACUCACAGAAACGUCAGCCUUGCUGGCUUGAACUUCUGCAAAGACUCCGGUAAAUGAACUCGACACCGUAAACAUCAAAACAUGAAAGAAUGCAGGAGCUGAGCCAAGCAGACAAAGCAUUAAGUUUGAGCCUUGCUUGCUCUAAGUGAGACAGAUUAAGAGAGAAAGGCUUCGUAUUAACCGCUCAUUUCACAUUUUACACAAAUAUACACAAAAGCAGCAGCACAUUGUCCAAAUAUAGGUUUAUUGUUGAGGUAUGGGGAAACCGACUUUUGUUUGAACCUUGUUUCGUGCAGCUAUGUGUCUGAAAUGUCUUGGUGGGGGGGCAUUUUAAACAAUAGAUCUGGUAAUUUAAUGGGAUGGAGGAUUAUUGAGACCACACUUCCUUUUCCAUGUUUUCCUUUCCACGUUCCUGCUUGGUGGUGUGGCUCUGUUUCUCUUCAGUGAUGUAAGGCUGAUGGGUGAGAUGAGGAAUCAGUGCUGAGAUGUGGCAUCAAACUUUUGUCUCAAGCUCCAGAACUUCUUUUUUGCACUGUAAACGUCAGGACUCUGUGCUGAUUAAUGCUUGUUGUUGUUUUCUGAUCACUGGUCUGAUCGUCAGCCAGGUCAGCUGUUUUUCAGGUCCCGUGGAAUUAAGAAUGUUGACGGCCAAAAAGAUAGAAAGGGGAGGUGGAGGCGGGCUGUCUCAAACUAACUCAUCGGGUGGUGCUCGUCUAUUCGUCCUUCUCCACUAUGACCUCCCCGUGAAGCACCCUCCUCCUCUGUCGCAGCAUGUGCAAGUAGAGCUGAGGAAACACUGGAG